Molecule: messenger RNA, 1512 nt
Organism: Punica granatum (pomegranate)
Lineage: Eukaryota; Viridiplantae; Streptophyta; Magnoliopsida; Myrtales; Lythraceae
Source: RefSeq, a predicted model, not a curated record
CCAAUAAUAUAAAAAGGCACAAUCUCCCGUGGCGCCGUCCAUAUCCCAUGAACAGUUACACAGCAACCUCUGUUCUUGUAAAAUCGGAUCGCGUCGUGUGUCUCUUGUUUGUACAUUUGGCGUUUUGGGUUCCUGUUCUUGUUGGGUUCUUGAUUUCGUCGAAGAAUCUUGGGGACUGGUCGAGGUUGAGGAUGAAGUUCUGCAAGAAGUACCAGGAGUUCAUGCAGGCCCAGGACGAGAAGAAGAAGCUCCCCGGGGUCGGCCUGAAGAAGCUGAAGAAGAUCUUGAAGAGGUGCCGGAGAAGGGACUUCCCUUGUCAGUCUCAGAUGAUGGGCCUUUGCGAUGAAUCCAAGUCUCCCACCGAUGGCCAUGUCUGUCCUCAGCUAUGCCCAGUGUGUGAUGGGACCUUCUUCCCUUCUCUUCUUCAAGAGAUGUCGGUGGUCGUGGGGUGCUUCAAUGACCGGGCUAGGAAGCUGCUGGAGUUGCACCUUGCUUCGGGCUUCCAGAAGUACUUCAUGUGGAUGAAAGGAAAGCCCCAAGGAAAUCACGUCGCUCUCAUACAAGAAGGGAAGGAUCUUGUUGCUUAUGCACUGAUCAAUGCAAUUGCUAUCCGGAAAAUCCUAAAGAAAUAUGACAAGAUCCAUCUGUCUACUCAAGGACAGGCCUUCAGGUCUCAUGCCCAGAGCAUGCACAUCGAGAUCCUCCAAUCCCCAUGGUUGAGCGAGCUCAUGGCUUUUCAUAUAAAUAUGAGAGAAACCAAGAUGAACUCGAGGAAGGCCCCCGCACUUUUCGAGGGUUGCUCGCUCGUAUUCACUGACGGAAAACCAUCACUAUCUUGUGAAGUUUUCGAUUCCAUCAAGCUUGACAUUGACUUGACUUGUUCAAUUUGCUUGGAUACUGUGUUUGAUCCAGUUUCUCUCACUUGCGGCCAUAUCUUUUGCUACAUGUGUGCUUGCUCUGCUGCAUCUGUGACCAUCGUUGACGGACUGAAAGCUGCAGGCCACAAAGAGAAAUGCCCUUUAUGCCGUGAGGCAGGAGUCUAUGAAGGCGCCGUGCAUUUGGAAGAGCUUAACAUAUUGCUUUCUAGAAGUUGUCCCGAAUACUGGGAGGAGCGGCUUCAAUCAGAGAGGGUCGAAAGGAUCCGACAGGUGAAGGAGCACUGGGAAUUCCAGUGCCGAGCAUUUAUGGGCGUCUGAUCAGCGGAAACGCAAUGCUUUCUCUCGUUAUAAGUCUGAUUUUGAGCCACGAAAACUUUUGUUUGCCAUUUGAUUGCGGGCCGCUGUUGUGCACGCUUUCAAUCUUUGGUUUAAUAUCAGUUGAAGCUCAUUUUCUUCCUGUGAUGAUGAUGGAAUAAAGUUUUGGUAACGCAAUCCUGUAUAUAUCGCUGUUGCUUGUUAGACAAGUAAAACUGUAUUAGUGUCAACAUUACAUUGUGAAUUUAGUUGUUUGACAAUUAAUAAUUUAUGCAAUUCUGCAAUGAUCAAAGAAGGGCUUUGGGUAAUUAUAUCUGAA